This is a messenger RNA of Phalaenopsis equestris, 2475 nucleotides long. Its product is annotated as pentatricopeptide repeat-containing protein At1g08610-like. Bases 470 to 2191 code for a protein of 573 amino acids. Gene Ontology annotation, molecular function: protein binding. The record is from RefSeq and is a predicted model, not a curated record. The transcript is spliced from 4 exons. NCBI's taxonomy places the organism in Eukaryota, Viridiplantae, Streptophyta, Magnoliopsida, Asparagales, Orchidaceae.
UACCCCUUCUGCGGGUUCGCCCAAAGACACUUCCGGCCUUCCCCUCUCAUGUCUGAAACGCUUGCCUUCAUCACCGAAUCGUCGCGAUACAGUCGCAAUUUGAGCUAACCGGGAAGGCAACGGUGGGAUCGCGGCCUACAGAGACCCGAAACUCCCAUCUUUCUUCUCCUUCCGCACUGCUCCAACCUGAAACCAUGGAGGCAGAUGGACGAAGGUAACCCUUUUCGCGCCAAUCGCCAUAGUACAACCAGUAACCCUGCUUUGCUCCCGCUCCAACUCCUAGUUGCCGAAGUCAAGAUCCGAGAAAUUUCUGAUGUAAGAGAUAGCCAUACGUACCUCAAGUGCUUGAGGGUGUUACGGCUGCUUUUUCAUGUAUGCUAGAGCAUGCCUAUCCAUUCUCUACCUCGGAUAUUUGAGUUUUUCUUAACCUAAUCAAAUCCAAUUCAUUGGAAGAGAAGGUAUCUGUUCCAUGGCUGUUAGAAUUGAUGUUAAUUGCUUCCAUGGAAUUUUUUCACACACCUCUUCCUGGAACUUUGAUUAUAGAUCCAAACACCUUCUGUUUAGAACCCCUGCUGCAGUUCACAUUAAAAAUUACUCCAACCUUCAUAAUCCUAGAAGCGAACUCUCCAUAAGGCAAGAUAUUAUCCUUACUCCACAGGAGAAUGUUAUUUACUCAAAAGUAGAUCAUGACAAUAAAGUCAACUAUAAUAGUUUUGGAAAGGUUAUUGCUUCCAAGUCCACGCGCCUUAUGAAGAAGAAUAAUACUUUUUUUUCUGAUGGUUAUUUUUUAAACUACGAUGAGCAAUCCAACAACAACUUCUUAAGUCACUAUUGUCAGAACGGUAAGCUGGUUGAAGCAUGCCAUCUUAUUGAUGUUAUGGCACGAUAUGGGCAGAUCCCUGACUUUGAGUGCUCUGUAAACCUAAUCAGAGGAUUGGUAAAUGUUGAGCGAGUGGAGAAAGCGGGCAAAGUUCUUAAAGUCAUGGUUAUGUCUGGUGGAAUUCCUGAUAUUAUAACUUACAACAAAUUAAUUGGCGGGUUUUGCAAAAGAGGGCAACUUUCUUCUGCUAUCGAUCUUGUUGAAGACAUGAGCUUUACUGGUUGUCCUCCUGAUGUCAUAACCUUCAAUACAUUAUUCCGGUGCAUGUUUAGUGAAGGGAGGUAUGAGGAAGCAAUUUGGUUUUGGAGAAAUCAUCUGAGAAAAGGUUAUCCUCCAUAUCUCAUCUCUUACACGGUGCUGCUGGAACUUGUCUGCAAACAUUGUGGGCUUUCUAGAGCUAUGGAAGUUUUAGAGGAUAUGUCACUUGAAGGUUGCCACCCAGAUGUAGUAUCUUAUAACUCUCUUUUAAAUGUGAUAUGCAAAGAGGGGAAAUUUGAGGAUGCAAUGAUUAUCAUGCAAGCUCUUUUACAAUAUGGCUUGGAGCCAAAUGCAAUCACAUAUAAUACCUUUCUUCAGUGUCUCUGCAGCCAAGGUAAAUGGGUCGAAGCACAUCACGUUCUAUCAGUAAUGAGGCAGGCUUCUUAUCCUCCAUCAGUUGUUACAUAUAAUAUCUUGAUCAACAGCUUGUGCAAACAUCAACUACUAGAUCAGGCCAUAGAUAUUCUGGACAAGAUGGUGUCUGAUGGUUGCUGUCCUGAUAUAAUCACAUACAAUACUCUUCUUGGAGCUAUGUGUAAGGAAAACAUGACAGAAGAGGCUUUAGAUCUGAUUCAUUAUAUGAGAGAAAAUGAUAUAUGUUUGGCUCUGAUCUCUUAUAACACAUUAAUUGAUGGAUUUUCAAGGAAUGGUGAGAUAAAGAAAGCGAUGUUGCUGUUUGAUGAAAUGAUUGGUGAUGGUAUCAAACCUGAUGACAUCACCUACGGAUCACUGGUCAUGGGGUUCUGCAAGAAAGAUAUGGUGAAGGAGGCAGUGCAGAUGUUGAAGGAGAUGUUCAGGAUUAAUUGUAGGAUAAGGGGAUCUACUUACACUGUUUUGAUACAAGCAUUAUGCAGGAAUAAAAGGGUGGAUUCUGCUAUUGAGGUCUUGGAUAUGAUGGUAUCUAGCUGUACUAAGCCGUGUAGAGCAAUUUAUGAAACUUUGGUUAAGGGCAUAGCUGAUUCUGAUUUGCAAAGUCUAAUCAAAUUUGACAUACAUAUGGACGUAGUGCUGAUAUGCAUGCACGGGAAUAUGUUCUUGCCAUCUACCUUAUGAGGACGCAAUGGAGAAAAAUGAUUCAUGUAGCCGAGCCCACUUUGUGGGAUAAAUGUUUGUUGUUAUUGUUGUUGGAAAAUAGGGCUGUCCCAUGUUUUGAUCAUCAAAUUUCUCUUUUCGAGGAUUAUUCAAAUAAACUCAGUGCAGUUUACUGCAAGUUUUUUAUGCUAUUGUGUGGAAAUCUCCAAGGCACUAUUCAUUUUGAAGUAAUUAAGUGGAAUGUGAAUGAAUUUACUUUGAUUUUGUAUUGGAGGAAACAAGUUUAUACGUUAUUGAUUGAAUAA